Molecule: messenger RNA, 1263 nt
Organism: Pyrgilauda ruficollis (rufous-necked snowfinch)
Lineage: Eukaryota; Metazoa; Chordata; Aves; Passeriformes; Passeridae
Product: opsin-5-like
Exons: 5
Coding region: 1-1263 (420 amino acids)
Biological process (GO): G protein-coupled receptor signaling pathway
Cellular component (GO): membrane
Molecular function (GO): G protein-coupled receptor activity
Source: RefSeq, a predicted model, not a curated record
AUGGGGAAUGCGUCCAACACCUCAGUGUUCACCUCCACCUUAUCGGAGAGAGAAGACCUGAUUUUUGGCACUCUCUAUUUGGUCUUUGGCAUCCUGUCCCUGUCUGGGAACUCACUGCUGCUGCUGGUGGCCCAUCAGAAGAGGUCCCUGCUGAAACCUGCCGAGCUCUUCAUCGUCAACCUGGCCGUCAGCGACCUGAGCAUGACGGUGACGCUCUUCCCCCUGGCCACCUCCUCCUUCUUUGCACACAGGUGGCUCUUCGACCAGGCCGUGUGCACGCUCUACGCCUUCUGCGGGGUCCUGUUCGGGCUGUGCAGCCUGGCCAGCCUGACGGUGCUCAGCACGCUCUGCUGCCUCAAGGUCUGCUACCCGGCAUACGGGAGCAGGUUCUCGCGGGGCCACGCCGCCGGGCUGCUGCCGGCCGUGUGGGCCUACGCCCUGGCCUUCGCCAGCGCGCCCCUGGCCCGCUGGGGCAGCUACGGCCCCGAGCCCUACGGGACAGCCUGCUGCGUCACCUGGGAGGCCUCCGGCCGGGGGGCCACGCUCUACAUCCUCGCCCUCUUCAUCUUCUGCUACCUGCUGCCCUGCCUGCUCAUCCUGGCGUCCUACGCGCUGAUCCUGUGGACGGUGUGGGCGUCGCGGAGAGCCGUGAGGCAGCACACGUCCCCCCGGCGCGGGGCCCGCGGCCUGCACGGCCUGCUCCUCAGGCUGAGCAUCGCCGUGUGCCUGGGGUUCCUGGCUGCCUGGACUCCCUACGCCGUGCUGGCGCUGUGGGCGCUGCUGGGGGACGCCAGCCAGGUGCCAGCGCUGGCCUUCGUGCUCUCGGCCGUCCUUGCCAAGUCCUCGACGCUCUACAACCCGCUGGUGUACCUGCUGCUCAAGCCCAGCUUCCACGAGCUGCUGUCCAAGGACGGGGCGCUGCCGCGGGCCCUGCACACCCUCCUGUGCUGCGGCUGCCGGGGCACCGCGCUCCGGCCCUUCCCGGCCGCGGGCUGCAGGGGAUGCUCCGGUGCUUGCAGCAGCUGCAGUGAGGUUUUUGAGUGUUUCAGUGGCUGCCCCAGGUGCCACGCUCCCCCCCGGCUGCCCGGCGGCCCUGCCCAGCGUGGGCCCCUGGCCGUGCUGGCCGGAGGGGCCGCGGGGCAGCCGGGGCUCAGGAGGACGGUGCAGGUGGUGGUGCUGCUCACACGGAGGUGGCCAGGCCUGGGCACUGCCAGCGUGGCACGGGAGGCCCUGCCCUCGGCCAUGGCCAAGGAGCUGCUCUGA